Triticum aestivum (bread wheat) is the source of this 2297-nucleotide messenger RNA. Its product is annotated as probable serine/threonine-protein kinase At1g01540. The coding region runs from base 618 to 2108 and encodes 496 amino acids. Lineage: Eukaryota; Viridiplantae; Streptophyta; Magnoliopsida; Poales; Poaceae. Gene Ontology annotation, molecular function: protein kinase activity; ATP binding. Gene Ontology annotation, biological process: protein phosphorylation. The transcript has 7 exons. The record is from RefSeq and is a predicted model, not a curated record.
UUCUCCUUCUUCCACACUUUGAAUUCACGCUGCGCCCGGCUUCCUCCCAUGCAUACGAAGCAGCAGUGCUCCCAUUACUUCCCAAUUACUCCUCUCGCUCCCACCCUCUUCUACCUUCUUCCCUUCAAUUGUCAUUCUCAGUCCAUCACUCGAGCCUAGCACUAGCACUAGCAUCAUUUUCACCAACCUUCUACCCGUGCUCGGUAAUCUUCUCCCCGCGUUUCUUGGCUCGCCGCGGAAUUUCCAUCGCACCAACCACCGGCUGCACCAUAUCUUUCUUUUUCUCUCGCCUCACCGUAAUCCUGAAUUUUCAUCACGCCGACACCGACCGAGCCAUCCACCGCCCUCCACUUUCCCAGCGAGCAAAUCCAAUCUUCGCAACCACAUUGCUGCGGCCCUUCUUCCCUUUUGCACCCGAUCACCCACCCCGAUCAACUUCCUCUUCCUCCCCGCUCCCUUUCCCGUGCCGCCGUGUCCAGCAUCUGGCCGUUUGCGAGGCAGAGUCCGAUGAUCUUUGCGGCUUGAUUGCUCCGGGCGCGGCCAGAGAUCCAGCAAUCCGAGGGGAGCAAGAAGCUGCAGAGUGGUGGUACCUUUGCUCGGGCAGCUCCCUCCCAUAAAUGUCGGAGUCGGAGCUGUCCCGGAGCACGGUGCUGUUCGGGCUGCGCUUGUGGGUGCUCCUCGCCAUCGCCGUCGGCGCCGCCUCCGUGCUGCUCCUUGUCCUCCUCUCCGUCCUCUGCUUCCUCGGCUCACGCCGGCGCCGGCCAACCACCCCCGCCCACCACCUCCCCACGUCCGCGCCUCCGAGUAAGGAUGCCAGGAAGGUCAACGCGCCCGAGGGCAUCCAGGAAGCCCCCUCCCACGCCGCCGCCGCGAAGAUGCCGCUGGCGCGGGUGCUCCAGUCCCCCAUAACGCCGCCGCCAUCGGUCAAGGAGCAGCGCGUGACGUACCCGGAGCAGCCCCCGCACCACAGCCACCGGAGCAGCGGGAUGCCGUCGUCGCAGGGCAGCACCUGCGAGAGCGGGGACGGCGCGGCCCCGGCGCACCACGCGCCGAAGGCGGCGCCGGAGGUGUCGCGCCUCGGCUGGGGCCACUGGUACACGCUCGAGGAGCUGGAGACGGCGACGGAGAUGUUCGCCGACGAGAACGUGAUCGGCGAGGGCGGGUACGGGAUCGUGUACCACGGCGUGCUCGAGGACGGCACGCAGGUCGGUGUCAAGAACUUGCUUAACAACAGGGGGCAGGCGGAGAAAGAAUUCAAGGUUGAGGUCGAAGCAAUUGGGCGUGUUCGGCACAAGAACCUGGUGCGCCUUCUAGGAUAUUGUGCCGAGGGGAAUCAAAGGAUGCUUGUGUACGAGUAUGUUGAUAACGGCAACUUGGAACAAUGGCUCCACGGGGACGUUGGACCUGUAAGCCCCCUUACAUGGGAACAUAGGAUGAAGAUCAUACUAGGGACAGCAAAAGGGUUAUUGUAUUUGCAUGAGGGGCUUGAACCAAAGGUGGUUCACCGGGACGUCAAGGCAAGCAACAUCCUUCUUGAUAAGCACUGGAAUGCUAAGCUCUCCGAUUUCGGACUUGCGAAACUCUUAGGCUCAGAGCGAAGUUACGUAACUACACGAGUUAUGGGAACUUUCGGGUACGUUGCUCCAGAGUAUGCGGGGACUGGGAUGUUAAAUGAAACAAGCGAUGUAUAUAGUUUUGGGAUCCUUGUCAUGGAAAUAAUAUCUGGUAGAGUACCAGUGGAUUAUAACAGGCCACCUGGAGAGGCAAAUUUAGUUGAUUGGCUAAAGACAAUGGUGAGCACCCGAAACUCUGAGGGGGUUGUGGAUCCAAAGAUGCCCCAGAAGCCUGCCUCUAGAGCAGUGAAGAAAGCUUUGCUCGUGGCGUUGCGAUGUGUGGACCCUGAUGCUUCCAAGAGGCCAAAGAUUGGACAGAUCAUUCACAUGCUUGAAGUUGAGGAUUUCCCCUACAACAGAGAUGAACGUCGAGGCGGUAGAGCUCCAACGAAGGCAAGGUUGCCCGGGAAACCGACUAACGGAAUAGAUGAUGGCGAAAUUGACAACAGUGGGGACCAUGACCAACCUUUCAGAUGGAAAAAUACAGUGGCCUAGGCAUUUGUUCAGUUACCAAAUCAUGUGGAACCCCAUGUUGUAAAUAGGGGCAAUACCUGGUGAAGCCGCAAACUGUCAUUAUUUUAGUGUCAGCCAUGGAGGACAUCACAUCAUAUGUAUAUGUCAUCAAAGGAACGCGGCAGCGGUAGUAGUAAUCCUUGAUUAUUUAUCCAAUUGGAGAUGUUUUUA